This is a messenger RNA of Cinara cedri, 1414 nucleotides long. The record is from the annotation of a GenBank genome assembly. Lineage: Eukaryota; Metazoa; Arthropoda; Insecta; Hemiptera; Aphididae.
AUGUUUACAGAGAACUACAUGAACGGGCUAUUAAAUGAAGCUAUUAGAAAUGAUCCGGCAUUAUGUCCAAACGGUUGUGGUCGAUCAUAUAAAGGAAUACACCGCAAAGGCAUUCUUAAACACCAUUUGAUUUAUACAUGUGGUGUUAACCCACAAUUCAAGUGUAUAAUUUGCAAAAAACAAUUCAGACGUAACCAGUCUUUAAAAUAUCAUAUGGCUUCUGUUCACAAUCAAAUAUAGAUUUAACAAAAUCCAAUGUAACUUCUUCAAAUAAAAUGUAUUUUUACAGUUCAGUAUAUUAGAUUUCAAUUAAUAAUGAAGACACGUUUGUUUUAUUUUUUUAAACAGUAAAACAAACUUUAUUAUUUAAUAUUUGCCUCACCUUCAGUCAGACCUGAUGAUUCCCGAGUGACACGAUACGUUUGAGGCCAAAAGAGUGUCUAAAAUAAUCAGGACUAACUACCGGGAAACUUUCUAUAGGGAACUGCGGCAUAAUCAGCUCCGCGGGUCGAUCCUUAGCUAAUGCAGACCUGGACGGUGCUGGAGUAGGCUCAGGUUGUGUCACCCACGAACACCUGAUGUAAGUAUAUCCGGGUUCAGAUUCCCUGUGAUUACUAAGCCGUUACGUGAGCAGGACUCACCGUGAGAUGUUCUUUAAACUCACUUAAAUAACGAUGGGUCUCAGCUGUUUUAACCAGUUCCUCCACAGGAUCGCCUGUGUGCUUCCACUGUGAAUUACCUAACCUUUACGCCGUAAGGAGGACGAUUUGCUCCACACUCACAUUCGCUGCGAAGCGUUCAAUAGUGAACGGGAACAUAUCGUUCAUGUGAUUAGAACCUUCGACCCGGGUGGACUAGGCCCGACAACGCUGAAAAACCCGGACAACUCAAAAGUAUUCCUAUGUGGCGUAUGUAAUGCCGGUUUAAAAAAAAAAAGAGAGACUAAGUAUAUAAUAACAGCAUACUUGCUUAAAAUUUAAACUUAAAAUGUUGAAUUUAAGUUAAAUAAUUAAUUUAAUAAACCCAAACUUAGUUUUAUGUAAAAUGAACAUUAAUACCUUGAUCCUUUCAAUUAACGUAAACACUGACAUAUGCAUGUUUAUAUAUUUUAUGCUGCGCAGUGAGACUUAAAUUGUGUUUGUAUUAAAUUAAACACUUUGUUAUUAAAUUUCCAGACAAUCACAUGAACCAGUUAGUCAAUGAAGCCUCUAAAUACGAUCCAGCAAUUUGUCUAAACCAUUGUGGUCAAUCAAAUAAAAGUAUACAGCACAAAGACCAUCUGAAAUACCAUUUAAUUUAUGUGUAUGGUGUUACCCCACAAUUCAAAUGUACAAUUUGCCAAAAACAACUACGACAACGUCAGAAUUUAAAUUAUCAUAUGGCUAUUGCUCACAGCCUACUCCCGAUUGAAUAA